AAAGUCUCCAGCUAAUUAUCUUCUUUUCAUAUUCUAUUAGACUCAACAUUCAGGUUCUCCUUGACGACAGAGAAGACGUGUUUACUCCGGACCAGAUGAGAAUGAUGGAUGACCAGAGGACCAGCAGGAGAGCGGCGCCCGCCUUUCUUUCAGUCGCCUAAGACAGGACUCACACCCUGGGCAGCUGAGAGUAGACGUCAACCAUCCAAUCCACCCCAGGCAGACCACUGUCCCACUCCCAGUACUCUACCUGCUCCCAGGCACCAAGCCCUGUCUGAAGACCCAGCGAGGACAGCUCCACCCCGACCCCCACCAACACCACCUUCACCUGCCAAGGGGAUGAUUACCGCCCCAGCCCGACCAGCACAGACGACGUUGUUACCGUCUGCUUCUUCUUCUGUGGGUCCGGGAUGCUCCUCACAUACACAGGAAGCUGUCACAACAGACACUUGAGACUGAAUGAAAAAAAUCUUAGAAUAAUUAGUUUUCACAAUAUGUAAACUGUUUAUCUCUGAAUAGUGCAAUGCAAUACCAAGUGUAAGACAAACCUUCUAAAUAUUUGUAAUUAUAUACACAAUAUCAUAUACUUGUAUGUAUAAUUCAGAAA
Molecule: messenger RNA, 607 nt
Organism: Etheostoma cragini (Arkansas darter)
Lineage: Eukaryota; Metazoa; Chordata; Actinopteri; Perciformes; Percidae
Product: vegetative cell wall protein gp1-like
Exons: 2
Coding region: 109-453 (114 amino acids)
Source: RefSeq, a predicted model, not a curated record